Molecule: messenger RNA, 2559 nt
Organism: Penicillium waksmanii
Lineage: Eukaryota; Fungi; Ascomycota; Eurotiomycetes; Eurotiales; Aspergillaceae
Product: beta-mannosidase
Exons: 6
Coding region: 1-2559 (852 amino acids)
Biological process (GO): glycoprotein catabolic process; carbohydrate metabolic process
Molecular function (GO): beta-mannosidase activity
Source: RefSeq, a predicted model, not a curated record
AUGCCCCUGGAGCGUCACUCCCUCUCGGCCAACUGGUCCUUUCGUGAUCGCGAUUCUGAUGAAUGGCUGCCUGUCCCUGUAGUGCCAUCCUCGGUGCAACAGGACCUGAUUCACAAUAAAAAAUUAAAAGAUCCAUUUAUUGGCUUCAAUGAACUCGAUGCUCGCUGGACAAACGAAAAAUCAUGGGUGUACCGCAACACCUUUACCAGACCACCAACAAUCCCCGAUGGAGCCAUAGUAGACUUGGUCAUGGAAGGCUUGGAUACUUUCGCCACGGUCAAGUUGGAUGGGGAAGUCAUCCUGAUCAGCGAUAACAUGUUUCUCGGCCACAGAGUCAACAUCACCAAAGCCCUGGCAACACAAAACCGGGAACAUACCAUCGAGAUUGAAUUCGACUGUGCCCUACUAAAAGCCCGGGAAAUCCGCAAUCAACAUCCCGAACACACAUGGGUCGGCUUCAACGGGGACCCUUCUCGCCUCGCAGUGCGCAAAGCACAGUACCACUGGGGCUGGGAUUGGGGUCCAGUCCUGAUGACCGCCGGGAUUUGGCGUCCAAUUCGGUUGGAGGUCUAUACUGCGCGGAUUGCAGAUCUAUGGCCGAAGGUCGAGCUCGCCGCAGACCACCAAACCGCCGAAAUCAAGACUGUGGCCACAAUUGACACUCCCAUCGACGGAGACUUCAUUGCCCACUUCACCCUGAGCUUGCGUGGCAAAGAAAUUACCAACAUAGAUAUUCCGGUCUUGCACGGGACUCCCACCGACGUGUCUUUCCUCGUCAAUCGUCCUGAGCUUUGGUGGCCUCAUGGCUAUGGUGACCAACCUCUCUACCAGGUUUCUGUGGCUCUACUGCGUGAUAACCAACUCGUUGACCAAACAAGCAAGAAAAUUGGCAUUCGAACAGCUGAGAUUAUUCAGCAGCCUGACAAACAUGGAAAGUCAUUUUACUUCCGUAUCAAUGGCCAGGAUAUCUUCUGCGGCGGUUCUUGCUGGAUCCCCGCCGAUAGCAUCCUGACGAAUAUCAGUGCUGAUCGGUAUCGGUUAUGGAUUGAAUUGAUGGUAGCUGGUCGACAAAAUAUGAUUCGUGUGUGGGGCGGCGGUAUCUACGAGGACGAUUAUUUCUACGAAGUUUGUGACGAACUCGGCGUCAUGGUAUGGCAAGACUUUAUGUUUGGCUGUGGUAAUUACCCAACCUGGCCAGCAAUUUUGGAAUCGAUCCAGCAGGAAACGAUUUACAACGUCAAGCGACUCCGUCACCACGCAUCAAUCGUGAUAUACGUUGGCAAUAAUGAGGACUACCAGGUGCAAGAAUCAGAGGGACUGACCUACAAUUACAACGAUAAAGAUCCGGAAAGCUGGCUCAAGACGGAUUUCCCUGCUCGGUAUAUCUACGAGAAGCUGCUUCCCGAAGUGGUGGGUGAGUACUGUCCUACCACCUUUUACCACCCUGGCAGUCCAUGGGGCGAUGGCAAAAUAUCAUCUGAUCCGACCGUUGGCGAUAUGCAUCAGUGGAAUGUUUGGCAUGGCACGCAGGAAAAAUACCAGAUUUUCGAUACUCUGGGCGGUCGCUUCAACAGCGAAUUCGGAAUGGAAGCCUUCCCACACAUUUCUACGAUUGAUUAUUUCGUUGAGAAUAAGAGCGAAAUGUUCCCACAAUCACAUGUGAUCGACUUCCAUAACAAGGCAGAUGGCCACGAGAGAAGACUUGCGACAUAUCUGGUUGAGAAUGUCCGGUCUGCAACUGACCUCGGGACCUACAUCUAUCAUACUCAGCUCAUCCAAGCCGAGACAAUGAUGUUCGGAUAUCGCGGCUGGCGCCGACAAUGGGGCGAUGAACGACACUGCGGCGGUGCCCUCUUAUGGCAACUGAAUGACUGCUGGCCCACUAUUUCAUGGGCCAUCGCCGAUUACUUCUUGAAACCGAAACCCGCGUAUUACGCGGUGAAAAGAGUUCUAAACCCAAUUGCAGUCGGGGUUCGACGCGAACAUCAUGAUUGGAGCGUAGCACACGCCCAGCCGCCAAAGGCCAGCAAGUAUGAGCUUUGGAUCGCCAGCAACAAGCCAAAAACGGUCCGCGGCCAUGUAGAGCUUCGAUUUAUAUCCGUCAAUACAGGCCGUGAGACUCGGCCACCGAUCGUUCACGCAGAUGUUGAGAUCACGCCAAAUGGAACAAGCAACAUAAUCACCGAUGGAGUGUUGGAUCAUGUUGCAGACCCCGAGCCGAUUGUGUUGGCUGCACGCCUGUGGGUGGAGAAUGAGGUCGUUGCGCGAGAUGUAGACUGGCCACAGCCGUUCAAAUAUCUUGAUCUCUCGGAUCGCAAACUCGAUGUUGAAGCGAUUUCGAUCUCUGGUUCGGUUCGUGUGACUUUCCGUGCGCACAAGCCUGUUAAGGGUCUAGUGUUGGAGGAGCAAGUUGAUGUUAAGUUGAGUGAUAAUGCUUUCGAUCUUGUACCGGGUGAUGAGCAGGUCAUUACCGCUGAGGGACUGGAAGGGCGUACUCUCAAGAUCUUCCCGUUCGCCGACACGACGGCAAGGAAUCUCGGCAGUCCGUCCCGCAAUUAG